AUGGCCACAUCGGCGAAGCACAACAACACCGCAGCUCGACCUUCUACAUGCAUUCCUUCGAGCGACGAGGUGGUAUUGCUGGUACAGAUCGACGACAUCAGACAAACAGGAAGCAUCCCGAUCGACUCCACUUCUCCCGUCACCCUCCGAACCCGCAAGUUCAUCACGAACCGUCUGCUCCAGAGGAAGCAGAUGGUUCUGGAUGUCAUCCACCCUGCCCGCCCCAACGUCUCCAAGGCUGAGCUCUCGGAGAAGCUCUCGGAGAUGUACAAGACCCCCAAGGAGCAGUGCGUCGUCUUCGGCAUGCGCACCGCCUUCGGUGGCGGACGCUCCACCGGCUUCGCCCUCGUCUACGACUCGCGCGACUCGAUGAAGUUCGAGCCCAAGCACCGCCUCGUCCGCGUCGGCCUUGCCGAGAAGACCGAGAAGGCCUCGCGCAAGCUCCGCAAGGAGCGCAAGAACCGUGCCAAGAAGGUCCGUGGUACCAAGAAGACCAAGGCCGGCGAUGCCAAGAAGAAGUAA
Moesziomyces aphidis is the source of this 522-nucleotide messenger RNA. The record is from the annotation of a GenBank genome assembly. NCBI's taxonomy places the organism in Eukaryota, Fungi, Basidiomycota, Ustilaginomycetes, Ustilaginales, Ustilaginaceae.